Molecule: messenger RNA, 498 nt
Organism: Menidia menidia (Atlantic silverside)
Lineage: Eukaryota; Metazoa; Chordata; Actinopteri; Atheriniformes; Atherinopsidae
Source: the annotation of a GenBank genome assembly
AUGAAAUCCCAUCCAGGUGCAGGGACCGUGAUGCUGCCCGUGGCGCUCUGUCUCAGUCUGGUCCCUGUGUGUUUUGGAGCGGCACUCCCUGUGGCCUGUGGUUCCAUCUACAAGAGUUUUGCACAAUGUUUGCUCACAUUGGGCGACAGUUUGGUGGAAACACAAAAAGACCAAAACACACAGGAUAUUGAUUCAAUAUGCAGGUCUUGGAACGCGUUCCAUGUUUGUGCCAACUCAGCUCUAGCUGGCUGUCCUGGAGAUGCAACAGCUGUGUGGGAGUCUCUGAGGCAAGAGUCCAGGAAGACACAGUUUUCUGGAAACCUCUACGACAUGUGUGCCAGUCGUACUACCCUCCCCUCCAGCACCGUGCCUGCACCCCAGGGAGCCCCCACCUCUGACCAGAUGAACCAGGAGACGCUGAAAGGGCAAAGCCACAAGCAUAUCCCCGCCCCCAUCACGCUGCUGUGCCCUGUGUUCCUCAUUCUUCUCAGGAGUUAG